CACAGACACAAAGGCGGAAGUGUUGCCGCUAUGGCGGACCUUGGUAGACAGUUGCAGGAGUACGUGGCUCAGAAUAAAGCUGGAAAUAGUGGCAGUUCUUCCUCGGUUUCUUCAUCCAACGGGGAGCGCUCAGAAGGGGGAUGGAAGACCUGGUUCUCCCCUCCCAGCACUGGAUUGUCAUGGUCAUGGACCCCUGUGGAUCCAGAUCCCCUGCUGCCAGGGAUGUCGGGGUCUCAGCGGCUGAUUGGAGCUAUGCUGUGUGCAGUAAUGGCCACAUUGUGUUUCGCCCUGGCAGGACUGUAUGUGCCGCUGCUCGUACUCCGCGCCCGGAAAUUCGCCAUGCUGUGGUCUAUGGGGUCCCUCCUGGGCCUGUGCGCCGCUGCCCUCCUUCGGGGACCCAGUCGCCUUCUCCGGGAGCUUGACCCAUGGUUCCUGUUGUACAUGGUGGCGCUUGGUGGCACUUUGUAUUCUGCACUGGGGAUCCGCAGUACACCGCUCACUGUGCUGGGAGCCAUCGCACAGAUCAUCACCGGAGCUGCCCUGCUUAUGGGGAUGAUCCCUGGUGGAGCCGCAGGAAGACGUUAUAUCAGUGGACUUUGUGGAAGUUUGGUCAAGAAAGGAGUCUCCAAAGCCCUGCCAGUGUGAGGCGUGACCCAUAAACACCAGUAGACCAUCAUGGGGCCCAUACCGGACUAAGGGCUCUGAUGUGGUGUUUAUUUG
Molecule: messenger RNA, 720 nt
Organism: Nanorana parkeri
Lineage: Eukaryota; Metazoa; Chordata; Amphibia; Anura; Dicroglossidae
Gene: SFT2D3
Product: SFT2 domain containing 3
Exons: 1
Coding region: 31-645 (204 amino acids)
Biological process (GO): vesicle-mediated transport
Cellular component (GO): membrane
Source: RefSeq, a predicted model, not a curated record